CAAUGUACCGGAAAUAACUCGAACUACUGCAGUGUGCAAUAUGUAGUUCCGCCUACCCCCUGUUUCCUGACGGAUUGCGCUAGACUCGUACACUUCCGGCGGAUUCUGGUGCCAUGUGGAGUAAAUGAUUUGACUGUAGUGCGGAUCUAUAGCAGUAAUUUUCAAGGUAAGCAUGGAGGAGAAAGAUCAGAAGAAGCAUAGAAAGAAAAACAGUGGACCAAAGGCAAACAAGAAGAAGCAGAAGCAACAAAGUGAUGGAGCUGCUGGUACAGAGGAAGAUGCCAGGAAACGCAACCCUAAAGCCUUUGCUGUGCGCUCUGCAGUGCGGAUGGCACGAAAUUUUCAUAGGACGCAGGAUAUCAAGACCAAAAAGCAUCAUAUUCCAGUAGUAGAUCGAACACCUUUGGAGCCUCCUCCUGUAGUUGUGGUGGUUGUUGGACCACCUAAAGUUGGAAAGAGUACAUUGAUCCGUUGCCUAAUCAGAAACUUUACCAAACAGAAGCUAAGCGAGAUCCGUGGACCAGUCACUAUUGUCUCAGGAAAGAAACGCCGGCUAACCAUCAUAGAAUGUGGCUGUGACAUUAACACUAUGAUAGAUCUGGCUAAAGUUGCUGACUUGGUGCUAAUGCUGAUAGAUGCAAGUUUUGGCUUUGAGAUGGAAACAUUUGAAUUCCUGAACAUAUGCCAGGUUCAUGGUUUCCCAAAAAUCAUGGGGGUUCUCACUCACCUUGACUCAUUCAAAAACAAUAAGCAACUUCGCAAGGUAAAGAAAAGACUAAAACAUCGAUUUUGGACUGAAGUUUACCAGGGAGCAAAGCUUUUCUACCUAUCAGGCAUGGUCUACGCAGAGUACCAAAAACAGGAAAUACGCAAUCUGGGGAGGUUUAUUUCUGUCAUGAAAUUUCGCCCUCUGGUGUGGCAAACUUCCCAUCCAUAUAUCCUUGCAGACAGAAUGGAAGAUCUAACAAAUCCAGAAGACAUUAGACAGGAUCCAAAAUGUGACAGGAAGGUGUCGCUUUAUGGCUACCUACGAGGAGCAUAUCUAAAGAAUAAGAGUCAAGUUCACAUACCAGGUGUUGGAGAUUUUGCCCUGAGUGAAGUGAGUUUUCUUUCUGAUCCCUGCCCACUGCCUGACAAGCAAAAAAAGCGAUCUCUGAAUGAGAAGGAGAAAUUGAUAUAUGCACCUCUCUCAGGAGUCGGAGGAGUUCUUUAUGAUAAAGAUGCUGUUUACAUUGACCUUGGACCUCAUCAUGUCCAGCAAGCUCAACAGCGUGCAGCAAAGCCCUCACAUGAGCUGGUUCAGAGCCUUAUUUCCACAAGCGCAACAAUUGAUUCAAAAAUGUCCUCAAGCAAAGUGUCUUUGUUUACGGACUCCAAACCACUGGGCCUGGAAGAUGUGGAAAAGAAAGAAUUUGUGAUGCCCUCAGAGGAGAAAGUGUUGGAUACUAAAACUGGCAGGAUCCGACGCAAGGCUGUCUUUAAAGGUAACAAGGGUGAAGAGGUUUCUUCUGAUGAUGGAGAAGAUGAAGGGGAAGAUGAUGAUGAUGAUGAAGGGGAAGAUGAUGAUGAUGAUGAAAAUAAUGUUAAGGAAAAUGAUGAUGAAGGGGAAGAUGAUGAUGAAAAUAAUGUUAAGGAAAAUGAUGAUGAGGAGUCAGAAGGUGAAGAAGAUCUUGAAAAAGAGCUUGAAGAAAGUGAUUUGAAAGAAAACACUUUAGACAACAUCCCAAGAACUUCUAAGCGGCCAAAGUUAGAAAAGACUAAUUUGCCAAAUACGUUAGAGAUGCCAGCAUUUGCUGACAGUGAUGAUGACCUUGAAAAGAGUGAAGAAGAAAACAGUGGCUCAGAAGAGGAGGACAAUGAUGAAGAGAGCGAAUGUGAGGAAGAGUCAUCAGAUGAUGAAGUGGAAGAAAAUAACGCCUCUACAAAGCCAAAUCAAGCAAAGAUCAAAGAAAGAAAAGCAACUCCUACAUUGGACAGUGGUAACUGUACAGAUGACGAUGGCAAUUCAUCUAAAUCUGAUGCAGUCGGCACGGAUUCUGAAGACGAACAGAAUGCUGACGAUUCGGGGGAAACAAGUGAAGAAGAUAAUGGUGACGAGGAAGAUUUACUGAAAGAGGACGAAGAGCAGUUUGAAGAAGACCUCUCAUCUGAUACAAUGGGUGCUUUAAAAUGGAAAGAAGAUUUGAAAAAGAAAGCAGCAGAAGCUUUUUUAAAUCAACAGCAAUCUGUUCCUAAUCUCCGCAAGCUUGUGUAUGGCACAGUGGCUGAAGUAGAGAAAGACAAAGAGGAUGUAAAUGAUGGUCAAAUUGGUGGCUUGUUCCAUGUGAGCCGUCCUGACAAAGAAUCUAGAAGGGCUGCUAAUUCACUGGACUGCUCAAAAUUCUUGAUUGAGAAGCCUCAAGACUGGGAUAAUGCUGAGGUUAUGGACUGUAUCCGGGAUUGUUUUGUUACUGGUAAAUGGGAGGCAGAUAAAGAUGCUGAGAAAUUGUUACAGGAAGAUGAGGACGCAUAUGGUGACUUUGAAGACCUGGAAACAGGGGAAGUGCACAAAGGGAAUCCAGAAUCUGAAGAUGAGGAGAUGGAAGAUAUGAAUGAAGAGGAUAAUAAAAAAGCAAAGCAGAAACCUGCAGAUGAAGAUGAAAGAAAGCAGCGCCUUGCGAAGAAACGGAAGCUAAAAGAGAGAUUUGACACUGAAUAUGAUGAGGGAGAUGCAGAUGCCACAUACUUUGAUGACCUGAAAGGAGAGAUGCAGAAACAAGCAGAUUUAAACCGUGCAGAAUUUGAAGACCAGGAAGAUGAUAUCCGUGUGCAAUAUGAAGGCUUCCGGCCUGGCAUGUAUGUCCGUGUUGAGAUUGAAAAUGUCCCAUGUGAAUUUGUGGUUAAUUUUGACCCUUGCUAUCCAUUGAUCCUUGGUGGACUUGGCAACAGUGAAGGGAAUGUAGGAUACAUCCAGAUGCGCUUGAAGAAGCACCGUUGGCACAAAAGGAUACUUAAGACGAAAGAUCCCUUGAUCUUCUCCCUUGGCUGGAGGCGCUUCCAGACCAUGCCUUUGUAUUACAUUGAAGACCAUAAUGGACGCCACAGGCUGCUCAAGUACACUCCUGAGCACAUGCACUGUGGUGCUACAAUUUGGGGUCCUAUCACACCACAAGGGACUGGGUUCCUCGCUGUUCAGUCUGUUAGUGGCACCACAGCGGACUUUCGAAUUGCUGCUACUGGUGUUAUUCUUGACCUAGAUAAAUCCAUCACAGUGGUGAAGAAGCUGAAGUUGAUUGGAUACCCUUGCAAAAUAUUCAAGAAUACAGCCUUUGUCAAGGGAAUGUUCAGUUCUACACUUGAGGUGGCAAAAUUUGAAGGAGCCUCUGUCAGGACUGUUAGUGGUGUCCGAGGGCAGAUUAAAAAGGCUCUGCGAUCCCCAGAAGGAGCUUUUCGGGCAACCUUUGAAGACAAGCUUCUCAUGAGUGACAUUGUUUUUCUGCGUACAUGGUAUCCAGUUUCUGUACCUACACUUUAUAACCCUGUCACGUCACUACUGAAGCCAGUAGGACAGAAAGAGACAUGGACUGGUAUGAAAACACUUGGACAGUUAAAGCAUGAACUUGGUAUCCGGCAGAAGCCACGGAAGGAUUCCCUUUAUAAGCCUGUUAUAAGACAAGUAAGACACUUUAACCCCCUCCACAUCCCCAAAGCUCUGCAGAAAGCACUCCCAUUCAAGAGCAAGCCCAAAUUUAUGAAAAAGAAGGGUAACGUUUCAAGAGACCAGGUGCGGCCUGCUGUGAUAAGAGAACCACAUGAGAGAAAGAUUACUGCUCUUUUGAAUGCCCUGGGCACAGUUAACAACUACAAGAAAGCUAAGGCUAAGCAAAAUCACCGGCAGCAGCGCACAAACUUUUUCCAGGAGAAGCAAAAAGAAGAGGAAGAAAAAAUUAAAAGGCAAAAAGAUGCCCGGAAAAAGCUUUUCCGAGCAAUCGGACAGAAAGAAAAGAAAAAACAAAAGUCAAGUCUCAAGGGCAGAGAAGAAACAAGAUGAAAGCUAUGAGCUCAUCAUUAAUAGCAGUGAUGUGAUAAUAGGGCUGCAUUGACAUACAUGCAGAUAAAGUUAGCAGAUUCUUAUUACUUCCUAAAGACUCACUGCAGUAUCAUUAGACAGUAUAUAUGGAUAUAUGUGAAGCUAAAGCUGUUGAUUACAAAUAGUUAAGUUAUGUUCAAGAGUAUUACUAAUGGAGUGUUAGAAGACAUCUAUCAUCUUCAGGGAAGUCAUUUACUAUUGUAAACUUCCUUUGGCUAGUAGGUUAUGGAAAAUAUUUUGAGAAGGGGUACCAAAACAGUUAACUUGCCAUGUAAUUUUUUAUUUUUUUUUUUAAUGAAUACAUGCAAAAUACCAACAUCUAAAAGCUGCGAAUUAUUAAGUGCAUAUUACAGCCAAGAUCCUUGUUUUUAAAGGGCUAAAGAACAGUUUGUACAGAACAGAACGCUUAAAUAAAUUCUUUUGAUUAUCUUUCA
Xenopus laevis (African clawed frog) is the source of this 4503-nucleotide messenger RNA. It is a transcript of the gene bms1.L, whose product is annotated as BMS1, ribosome biogenesis factor L homeolog. The transcript is spliced from 23 exons. Gene Ontology annotation, cellular component: nucleolus; small-subunit processome; 90S preribosome. Lineage: Eukaryota; Metazoa; Chordata; Amphibia; Anura; Pipidae. The coding region runs from base 173 to 4030 and encodes 1285 amino acids. Gene Ontology annotation, biological process: maturation of SSU-rRNA from tricistronic rRNA transcript (SSU-rRNA, 5.8S rRNA, LSU-rRNA); ribosomal small subunit biogenesis; endonucleolytic cleavage of tricistronic rRNA transcript (SSU-rRNA, 5.8S rRNA, LSU-rRNA). Gene Ontology annotation, molecular function: GTP binding; U3 snoRNA binding; GTPase activity. The record is from RefSeq and is a predicted model, not a curated record.